AUGAAGCUUUUCUUACUACCGGUGGUUCUUGCCGCCAACAUCCUCAUCACAACCACAGACUCGUGGGUUGCCAAGGGCCCUCGUUACUUGGAAUGGGCUCUCAGAGAAGACGGCCACAAUGUUAAGGUGGUGGCCUCGUUGAACCCAAACACUGAAUACUCCAGCGUGGAACUGGAAAAAAGACAGAUCGUCGUGGGCGCCCCACAAGGAGGCGACUUCAACCACCUCCUGCCAGCACAGCAAAUCUACCACAAGAACAUCCGAAAGCUUAAUACGGUGCCCCGUGGGGUCCGCAAUACCAUCUCCCAGAGGGAGUCCGACAAAUUCGACGAGGCUUUUCAAAAACAGGAUAUCGUCAGGGAAGGCGCAUACGGCCAGGACCCACUCAACCCCAACUUCUGGUACGUCGAUGCUCAGCCUCUCGAGGCUCUUUCGGUCGCUUUUUCCGACAUACUCCCCAACCACCUCCCCACGUUUACUCCUGAUUUGGUCAUUGUGGGACCCAACGAGGGCCUCCACUUGACCUCUGCUAAUUCUAAACAAGACGUUGUGGUGGAGGACCUCGAGCAGAUGGACAACCAGGCCGAGGCAUUGGCUCUUUUGGCUCAGCUGAAGAGCUUCCCUGUGAUCUCCGUUUCCAGCGAGGACCACGACCAUAUUUAUUACGGCGACGAGAGGUACUUUAAUGUCGAGGAGGCCAAGUACGAGGACUCCUUCAAGGCCAACCCUGUGGCCAGAAACGUCCAGUACAUCAACAGAAAAAUCGUGGAACUCGUGGAGGAAGUGGAGCCCACCCUCACGCUGUCUCUCCUGCUCAACGUCAAUUUCCCCUCCAUGAACCACAAGUUCUCUCACUGCAUUGCUACCGCCAAGGGCCCCACUUUCUUCCAGGUUGUGGGCGACAAGGUGCAAUCUCACUUGGGCAAGAUCCUCAGUGUGCCACACGUUUCGGGCAAAAGAGGACUCGAGGGCCAAACUACAUACAUAAAAAUGUCCGACGAAGGACGCCCCGAGCCCCUCCUGGAGCUCGAGUUCAUGAGGUUGCUGGCAAUCCUCAUCCAACCUUCAGUCCAGAACAGGCUUCACGAAAAGGACGAUGUUAGCAAACUUUACCACAACAAGCUUGAGGCCCGGGCCCUUGAUCGUUGUGAAAUCGCCUUGGCUGUGAACCACGUCACCAAGGGCAACAACUUGGGACCCGAUGUCUACAGCAUUGUCACUCGUUAA
This is a messenger RNA of Candidozyma pseudohaemuli, 1227 nucleotides long. RefSeq lists its product as uncharacterized. Gene Ontology annotation, molecular function: hydrolase activity. The record is from RefSeq and is a predicted model, not a curated record. The coding region runs from base 1 to 1227 and encodes 408 amino acids. The transcript has a single exon. Lineage: Eukaryota; Fungi; Ascomycota; Pichiomycetes; Serinales; Metschnikowiaceae.